Heterostelium album PN500 is the source of this 411-nucleotide messenger RNA. RefSeq lists its product as uncharacterized. The coding region runs from base 1 to 411 and encodes 136 amino acids. The record is from RefSeq and is a predicted model, not a curated record. NCBI's taxonomy places the organism in Eukaryota, Evosea, Eumycetozoa, Acytosteliales, Acytosteliaceae. The transcript has 2 exons.
AUGUCAAAUUUGUUUUCAGCAUUAAUCAGAAGAACUGUAUUACCAUUUCAACAGCAAUGUAGUGGUGCAUUCCUUACCACUAUGAGAGCUGAACCAAAGAAAGGUGCUCCAGCUGGAAAGGGUGCCGUCAAAAAGAAGGCUGGUGGUGCUCCAAAGAAGAAGAAGAAUGAUAGAGGAAACACACCAUUACAAUUAGAAAAGGUAGCACCACAAUUGUUUACAACCAAAUUACCACAAAACGAUUCAGACUACCCAGAUUGGUUAUACGAAAUCGAAGAACAAUUACCAAGAGAUCAACCAGUAAAGAUUUUGACACCUGCCGAUGGUGGUCGUUAUUUUAAACAACAAAAUAGAAAGAAAAUUAAGUUACACAAUGAAAUCAUGUUGGCAACCAAAGGAAAAGGUCUAUAA